UCUUCUUUAUUUAUACAUUCAGGUCUAUUCCGUGGUGUUUACCCUCAAAUCCCGCGCGGUGCGGUGGGUAGCAGUUCUCAGAUGGUGAGCUUCGCGUACGCUAAACAGUGGUUACGUGAUCACGACGUUUGCGCCAGCUCACCACUGCUGCUGUCAUUUUUUGGCGCAAAUCUCGGCGGGGUCGUGAUGACCUUUUGUUUGAACCCAUUCGACGUGAUGGCCACCAGGCUUUCCAAUCAACCUGUAGACAGUAACAAUAAAGGUACACUAUACCGUGGCAUGGCAGAUUGUUUUCUCAAGAUGUUGAGAUCAGAAGGCGCAGGGGCCUUCUACAAGGGAGUUGGUGCCAACUACUUGCGUUUAGGCCCUCACACUGUGUUACUGUUGGUGUGUUGGGACCAACUUAAAAUAUUAGAGGAAUUUCUAAAAAGUUGACAAACAUUUUUAAAAAUAUAAUGUAUGUUAAGUUUUUUAGAAA
Papilio polytes (common Mormon) is the source of this 478-nucleotide messenger RNA. Its product is annotated as solute carrier family 25 member 35-like. Lineage: Eukaryota; Metazoa; Arthropoda; Insecta; Lepidoptera; Papilionidae. The transcript is spliced from 2 exons. The record is from RefSeq and is a predicted model, not a curated record. Bases 82 to 435 code for a protein of 117 amino acids.